ACGGAACUACAAAUCCCGUGAGUGCCAACUCCCGAGUCGUCAAGCGGUCUGUUGUGCUGUGCUGCCCUGCCGUUUGAACGUCGAGAACGAGAACGAGCGGGAGCGUGCUGUGCCUCUCGACGCCGGGAUUCACUUGAAACUCCACUUUUUGGGUAGCCUAAUGGCGACAGAUAUUGUUUCACAGUUGGCUGACUCCUUGGCCAAAGCUGGAGUUGAGGAAGGGGAGCUGAGUUAUAAAGGGCAGGGAAGAAAGCUCGAUGAUUCCAAAUCAGUCGAAGAGAUUGUCAAGGAGAUCAAGGACUUCGAAGGUCUCCAAGCCCUGCGAUUGGAGGGAAACACUGUAGGGGUGGAGGCGGCAAAAGCCAUCGCCAAGGCCCUCGAGACAAAAAGCCAGUUCAAGCGCUGUUACUGGAGUGACAUGUUUACCGGCCGCCUCCGCUCUGAGAUCCCACCUGCUCUGAAUUCACUGGGCGAUGCUCUGAUGUUGGCGUCUGCCAAGCUGACCGUUUUAGACCUAAGUGACAACGCCUUCGGCCCAGACGGGGUGAAGGGUAUCGAGAGGUUGCUGAAAAGCCCCGCCUGCUACACUCUGCAGGAACUACGGCUCAACAACUGUGGCAUGGGCAUUGGAGGAGGGAAGAUCUUGGCCGCUUCACUCAUCGAGUGCCACAAAAGGUCUCGUGCAGAAGGUCCCCCUCUCAGCCUGAAAGUGUUUGUCGCUGGAAGGAAUCGGCUGGAGAACGACGGAGCCACCGCUCUCGCGGAAUCGUUCCAGUUGAUGGGCAGCCUGGAGGAGAUCCAUAUGCCCCAGAAUGGCAUUAAUCACCCAGGUGUAACAGCCUUAGCAACAGCGGUGCAGGACAAUCCACACCUGCGGACUCUCAACCUCAAUGACAACACCUUCACUGAAAAAGGCGCCAUUGCCAUGGCUAAGGCCUUGAAAGAUUUACAAAGCAUCCAAGUGAUAAACUUUGGCGACUGUUUGGUGCGUCCACUUGGAGCCACAGCAAUUGCUCAAACUGUUUCAGAAGGAUUACCAAUUUUGAAGGAACUUAAUCUGUCAUUUGGAGAGAUAUCUGAAGAAGCAGCUCUAGCGGUGGCCCAUGCAGUCAAGAACAAGAAACAACUGGAAAAACUGGAUUUAAAUGGUAACUGUCUGGGAGAGGAUGGGUGCAUAGCUCUGAAAGACUUAAUGAAAGGCAUGAACAUGGCUGAGCUUCUGGCAUCGCUCAGUGAUGAUGAGGGUGAACCAGGAGAUGAGGACGAAGAUGAUGAAGAUGAUGAUGACGAGGAGGAUGAGGAGGAAGAGGAGGAUGUGGACGAAGAGGAGGUAGAGGAGGAGGAGGAGGAGGAGGAGGAAGAAGAUGAGGAAGAGGAGCAAGAUGAAAACACUGGCUCCAAGUUUUCCACGCCACCUUCAGCGCCGCGACCGCCUGACGUAUCGUCCUUUCUCACCUUUCCAUCCCCGGAUAAACUGCUCAAGUUGGGGGCCAAAAGAGCAACACUAAUUGAGCAGCAGGUGGAUGUGGCCGAUGCAAGGAAAACAGCUGAGGCCUUUCUCAAAAUUGCAUCUGUGUACAAAGAGGACAACCAUGAAGUGAAGAAUGCAGUCAUGGAAAGUGUUGAUGCCCUUCUGAAGAAAGCCUUCAGUACUUCUUCUUUCCAAGGCUACAAUUUUGUGUCGUCUUUGCUUGUGUUGCUGGGACUUAUUAAGAGUGAGGACAAGGUGAAGCCGGUGCUAGUGGUGGCUGGUCACCUGCAGGUCUUGGAGCAUGUUGUCCGCCAGGACUACUUUCCCAAAGAGAGCGUGGCUGUGCUGGAGGCCUUCAUGUCCCGGUAAGGGCGUGACAGAAUGAGCCAAUCAGCAGGCAGCUUCCAGACACAACAAAUCAUUGGAGGCCUGUGGGUCUUCUCGACACAAGCUUCAGUCCACCUUGCAGAGGGCCCGCACCGAGAGCUGAGGAGCGCAGAGAGAUCCACACACAGACAAUUGCACAAACAACUUUGACUAAUGACCUUUUGGGAACCAUCUUACAUUUGCUCAAAUUUGAAUCAAGGGCACUUCCCCAUCCAAAUAAAUAUGACUGUACUUCUUCGGACCUGGAUGCUUGUUGAGGAUCUAUCCACUUGGACGCAGAGACACAGAACUUUUGUUGCCCAACACUUCUCUUGCUCUUUUUAACCUUUGGUGAAUUAAAAAAAAAAAUGGGACUAACAGGUGAUGUUUACUUGCUGGCAACACAGCGUACGAUAUUGUAUUAUUGACUUGAAUGCAUUUCAUUUCGGAAUGUUGUACAUUUUGUUUUCAUUGACCUUUUAUCUUGCGGUCCCUGAAGCUUGUUGUUAAAAAUAAUGUCUGCUACGAGCUGUUAAAUAUUAUCAAUAUCAAGGUAAGAUACAAAAGGGAUGUAUUUUAUGUCAGCAGGUGUUAUGGCUCUGCAUUGUUAAAUAAAAACAAAUAGUGGAUACUGA
Messenger RNA from Syngnathoides biaculeatus (alligator pipefish), 2472 nucleotides. RefSeq names its product RAN GTPase activating protein 1a (gene rangap1a). The coding region runs from base 161 to 1840 and encodes 559 amino acids. The record is from RefSeq and is a predicted model, not a curated record. Gene Ontology annotation, molecular function: small GTPase binding; GTPase activator activity. NCBI's taxonomy places the organism in Eukaryota, Metazoa, Chordata, Actinopteri, Syngnathiformes, Syngnathidae. The transcript is spliced from 16 exons. Gene Ontology annotation, biological process: signal transduction; activation of GTPase activity; nucleocytoplasmic transport. Gene Ontology annotation, cellular component: perinuclear region of cytoplasm; nucleus; cytosol.